Molecule: messenger RNA, 930 nt
Organism: Scomber scombrus (Atlantic mackerel)
Lineage: Eukaryota; Metazoa; Chordata; Actinopteri; Scombriformes; Scombridae
Gene: shox2
Product: shox homeobox 2
Exons: 5
Coding region: 25-930 (301 amino acids)
Biological process (GO): regulation of transcription by RNA polymerase II
Cellular component (GO): nucleus
Molecular function (GO): DNA-binding transcription factor activity, RNA polymerase II-specific; sequence-specific double-stranded DNA binding
Source: RefSeq, a predicted model, not a curated record
UUCUUAAGAGGAGAGAAGGCAGUGAUGGAAGAGCUCACCGCUUUCGUGUCUAAGUCUUUCGAUCAAAAAGUGAAGGAGAAGAAGGAAGUGAUAACCUACAGGGAGGUGUUGGAGACCGGGUCGACGCGAGCAGGGAGCAGGGAGGCUUUAUCCACGGAGCCGGGGAGCCGAGAGGAGGCGACCGCUGCAACCCGGAACGGUGCGCUCUCGCCGGGCAGAGAAACGGACAUGCUCGGCCCGGAAAGGAUCAGGGACGCCGGGAGCCCCAAACUCAUAGACGGCAACACGGACGUGAAAGAAAGGAAAGAGGACUCGAAGCCUAUCGAGGACGAGGCACAGACUAAAAUCAAACAGAGGAGAAGUCGGACUAACUUCACGCUAGAACAGCUCAACGAGCUGGAGCGGCUCUUCGAUGAGACUCACUACCCGGACGCCUUCAUGCGGGAGGAGCUGAGCCAGCGACUGGGACUGUCGGAGGCCCGAGUGCAGGUUUGGUUCCAGAAUAGAAGAGCCAAGUGCAGAAAGCAGGAAAACCAGUUACAUAAAGGAGUACUGAUUGGAGCAGCGAAUCAGUUUGAAGCUUGUCGUGUAGCGCCAUAUGUCAACGUGGGGGCUUUACGGAUGCCAUUCCAACAGGACAGUCAUUGCAACGUGCCGCCCUUCUCCUUUCAGGUGCAGGCUCAACUGCAGCUGGACAGCGCCGUGGCCCACGCUCAGCACCACCUGCACUCUCACCUGGCUGCGCACGCGCCCUACAUGAUGUUCCCCGCGCCGCCUUUCGGGUUGCCUCUGGCCACGCUCGCGGCCGAGUCUGCUUCGGCUGCCUCCGUCGUGGCCGCCGCCGCCGCUGCCAAAAACACCAGCAAGAACUCCAGCAUCGCCGACCUGAGACUGAAGGCCAAAAAGCACACGGCCGCGCUGGGACUGUGA